Closterium sp. NIES-65 is the source of this 2805-nucleotide messenger RNA. NCBI's taxonomy places the organism in Eukaryota, Viridiplantae, Streptophyta, Zygnematophyceae, Desmidiales, Closteriaceae. The record is from the annotation of a GenBank genome assembly.
AUGGCUCGUCUUUAUCACCGAGCUCAGCUGCCCCUGCAUAUCAAGCGCGCCAUAUGCGCGCACCACGUCGAACACCCCCAGCUGCGCCACGUUGACCUCGCACGAUGGUGCUUCACUCGUUUCGGAAUCCGCCCCGACCGCUCAACCAUCGGGCGCGUCCUGAAAAGUGCUGACCGCUGGGCUACCGAUGACACCAAUGACAACGCCGUACGUGUGCGCGGCGGCGCGUAUCCGGAGCUUGAGCGCGCCAUGGCACGGUGGAUAGCCAGGGCGGGGCCAGCUGGGGUGCCUCUCACCCUUGCGACUAUUCGGGACCAUGUUGCCUACAUGGCCCGCGAGAACGGUCUGCCGGCUACGUUUCGUUGCUCCAUCGGCUGGGUGCGUCGCGCAUUACGCCGCCAGGGCGUGAGAUGCUUGAGUGCGGUUGGCGAGGCGGCCGACCAGGACAUGACGGCCGUGCGCACCACGCAGGAGAAGCUGCCGCAGCUCCUUAUGCAUUUGAACGUGAGGCCACGCGACACCUUCAAUUUUGACGAGACGGCCCUCUACAUUUCCGUUCUGCCGCGGAAGACCUACUGCACGGGCCGUGUUGCGGGCAAGAAGAAUGGCAAAGAGAGGCUCACCAUCGGCUUCCUCGUCAACGCCGACGGCUCUACCUUGUUCCGCCCUCUCGUGAUCUCCAAAGCCCGGCGCCCGCACGACUUUCGCCCCGACUACGACCCGGAGGAGUUCUGCUACUGGCGCAACACUGCCAAGGGGUGGAUGACUACCGCGCUCUUCACGCACUACAUCGAGCAGCUGGAUGCGGCUAUGUUUGCGGAGGGGCGGCAGAUCGUGAUACUGCUCGACAAUGCCAGCAGUCACACGCUCACGACACGGGGUGCCAUCACCGAGGACCUCUUCGGCUUCCGCACCCGCAAGCUCGAAAAUGUGCGACUCGUCUACCUGCCGCCUAACACGACUUGCUUCACCCAGCCCCUUGACCAGGGCCUGAUUGCAAUGGCGAAGGCGCGUUAUCGCGCACAUUGGCUGCGGAAGUUCACUGGCAUGUGGGCUGCCGAAGGCGCCACCUCCGCAGCGGCUCGUUUCAGGCCGAACCUCCGAGACGUGAUCGCGUGGCUGAGCGAUGCCUGGAUGAAUAUCCCGCCACGCACCAUCCAGAGAUGCUGGUGGCGCACGGGAUGCCUCCCGCGCGCCUGGGCCAUGGAGUUGGUGCACGUGGGGGCGGGCGCUAUCCGCGACCCUUGCACCGUGGCCGACAUCGGCCUUGCUGAGGAGGUCAACGACGUCGGCCUCCUCAUCGACCGGCUCUGCCUCGGAUCCAGCGCGAUGGCGGCGAACGAUUUCGUCGGUUUCGACGAGAACCAGCCCACUUGCGCGGAGCCGGGUGAUGAUCCGCUCGCAGCGGAGCCGGUGCCGGCCCCUUCGCAUGAUACGUGGGCGCCUCCCUCGACCAUGCAGGAGGUCUACGAUGACGCUGACCCUGCGUCCCGCGAAGCGAGGCGCACUGCUCGCGCGGCAUGCGAGAUGCUCAUCGGUUACGCCAAGGCGACCUGCACCACACCGCGGGACUUGUGCGCCAUCUUCGACAUUCGCAACCCGAUCAUCCGGGCGCGGAUGGAGCGCGCUAGCCCGCCGUUGAACCUCAACGCGACCCCGCCCCCCGCCAUGACGACUGCCUCCACCCCGGAGGCAGAGACCCCCCGUCCCCGUGGUAGGGUCCUCCCGGCGUGGAUGACGGUGCCUACGGCUGACUGGGUGGCACAGACUGCUCGCCGCCAGGAGCUCAUCGAGGCGGGUUUCCCGGCCGUCAUGAGCGGCUACGUCGCCGCCGCAGAAUGGAUGCGGAUGUGCACAGGUUUGCGCGCCAGUGGGAGAAAGGGCGCAGAUGGGGCCAGCAAUGAUGGGCGGCCGUACGGAGGGGGAGGGGAAGGCGCAUGGAGGGGAGAGGGAAGAUGUGGGCGUGUGUGGUUCGAGUUUGGCGGAAACGUUGCGCCGGGUGGGAGAAAACGGGGCAGGAUGCAGAGCAAGAUGGGGGAGAAGAGGCAGGCGGAGGGGUGGUUAAAGGGGGGAGAGAGGGAAUGGGGGAGAGCGCGCGCCAGGGGCAAGAGCGCGGGCGCAAGGAAGGGCGCGAGAGGAGCCGCGAGUGGGGGAACCGAGGGGGAAGUGGAGGGGGCUGAGAGGGGGAACGGCUCCGCACCUGCCCGGAGUCCAACAGCGCUGCCAAGUGGGACAGCCUUACAGGCCCACCAUGCCUUCGUGUGUCAAGGCACUGCCGUAAGUGUGCACCGUGCAGCCAGUAAACUUCCCCUCCCCACCAGAUCUGCACCACACCUGCUUCUCCUGCACCCAUCCAAGCUUGCAGCAACGCACCUUCCCUUCACUCCAAUGGAGUUGCUCGAGAGCGUGCUGACAGAGACGGAGCGGGGGAGAGAGCUGUGGCAGGAGGGGCAGGUGGAGGGGGAGAGUUGGUUCAUGGGUGGUGGGGAGUGCGGGAAGAAAGAAGCAGGUGGAUGCUCAAGAGGGGCCGGUAUGUACAUGCUGUGGAGCAAAGAAGGAGCAAGGCGCAACGGACCAGGCGCAACGGGGGGGGAGGGAGAGAGAGGAAAAUCAGACAAGAACUCUGCACCCUACCACUCGCAUGCGCCCACUCCCAUCCCUUCAGUCAAGGCCCAGCCGCCCUCCCCUCGCUUUGAAGCAAACACCCACCCUGGAUCAUACGGAAAAGCAUCUUGGUGCAGCAGAAGGUCGAGGCAGCCAUUGCAAGCUGCAGCCAAGACUUGCUGUGGCGCGACAGCAGGUUAA